Polistes canadensis is the source of this 2016-nucleotide messenger RNA. Its product is annotated as BMP and activin membrane-bound inhibitor homolog. Bases 115 to 783 code for a protein of 222 amino acids. The record is from RefSeq and is a predicted model, not a curated record. The transcript has 3 exons. NCBI's taxonomy places the organism in Eukaryota, Metazoa, Arthropoda, Insecta, Hymenoptera, Vespidae.
AAGAAGAGAAAUUAUUUUAUUUUCUUCUUCUAUUCGUUUAACGAUUUAUUUGAAAUCGUUAUUGUUAAUUUUUGAUCAUUGUGAGAUUAUCCUCUUCGUAAAUAAGUGUCAAUCAUGUUGUCCUGGGACUUGUCAACCAUCGUCAUGAUAAUGACAACCAUCACUUUGGUUUACACUAAUGGUGCUUCCAUUGAUUUUGAUUCAACCGAUUACGAUGGGCUUUCGGAAAACGAAGAAAAAUCUUCCAACGACAAAGAAUUGUCCAUUUCGCACGAGGUUCGCUGUUAUUGCAAUCAACCGGAUUGCGUACCACAAGGAUACAUGUGCCGUGGUAAAAGUUGCUUCACCGAAAUACGCCCGAACGUUGGAUCACCCUUAUUAAGCACGGAACAUAUUACGUAUAGCGGUUGUUUCGAUCAAAAUUUCAAGGAACCGCAAUGUCCAGCAGGAUUUAUAUGUUGCGAACAGGAUCUUUGUAAUCACGUAGACAGUCCUGAAAUGAGGAAUACGCUUAACAAGACUAUACAAAUGAUAUUGGAUGAACAACGAGCGUAUCUAGGACCAGUACAACCAACCGGACACGGAAGUCAAUCUUCGGAUAACUGGUUUAAAACCGCGACGAUAGCCGUUCCAAUAGGUGGAAUCAUUGCUCUGUUGAUCUUGGCCAGUCUUGCAAUCAGAUUUCUAAAGCCAGUACCUCUGCAAAGCGACAAACUCGGAGGUCACAGAACGGCAGAUAACGGGCCACCAUUACUGGGACCAGCUAAAGUGCCUCUCGUUUAAAAUAAGAAGAAAAAUUAUACAAGAAAAUAAACAACAUGACGAAGAAGAAGAAGAAGAAGAAGACAACAACAAGAAAAAACAAACAAUGAAUUUCAUUUUGCGAUCCAAAGACACUUGUUUAUAUAUAUAUAUAAAAAUCGCUUAACCUAAAGCGAAUUUAAUUAAUUAAGUAACUAUAACAUAUAUUUACAUAUGUAAGAAGCUAGCGAGCUAUACUUGGCUCUACUUGGCUGUGAAUCCUUUCAUGGGAAGCGUCUUUUUAAUUGUAAAUUAUGAUUGAUCAUACACACCGUUACUCGACCCCCAACCUCUCCCACCCUGCCCCCUGAUCCUCUUACCGUCGCAUUUUUUUAUAUAAAUACGCCUGAAAAGGCACGAUUAUUUUGUAAAGUAGAUAAAAAAUUGAAAAAGGGAGAGAGAGAGGGAGCGAGGAGAUUAAAAAAGAGAGAGAGAAUGUGUAUGAUAGUGAGAAAUGGAAACGUUUGAAGUUACAUAUUGUAACAAGAUGAACAUUUUCGGUAGCGUUAGAUGACAAACUUGUAAAUAGAAGAUUAAUUUAGUAACAUUACUUCGCUAUUGAUUAGCUAUCAUGAAAUAAUCUUUGAAAUAAUGCAUAUAUGUGUAUAAUAUUGAGCUAUGCAACAAUGCGAUAGAAAAUAUUUGAGAAAGCUCGGUCUUUCGAUAUAAAAAUAAAUAAAUAAAAAUGAACAACUCGGGUUUAUUGCUGCUGCUGUUGUUGUUUGUUGAGAUGUUGUUACGAGUAAAAAAUAACGAUGAGAUUGUAAUUUUACGAUUGUGCCUUUUUGUGUAACAAAAAAUGGAAGAACAAAAAUAUAAAACGGGAAGAUAAUACGAUAGACGUGAAAGACAGAAAACAACGGAAACGAUGGAUACUUGCCGAUAUAAACUAGCCGAGAAGAAAAAACAAUACAAUACAUACUGGCAUUUUUGCAACGUCCGAUCAUUGAUCGUACAACGCGUAUUUACCGGACAUAUUUCUAUAUGUAUUCCAUUAUAAACAUUUAUAUUGUGAUAUAGUAUGACUUAAUAUUAUUAUGUAAAGUUAUUAUUAUUAGACAGACCUGUAAUAUUGCGCGAGUUUCAUCGCAUUAUUUCAUCGUGAUUCAAAUUAUUACAUCACACAAACUCGCGAAAGGGAUUAUUAAUAAUAAUAAUAAUAAUAAUAAUAAUAAUAAUUAUAAUAAUAAUAACUCGAUAUAUGAAAGAAAUGAA